Lathyrus sativus (Indian pea) is the source of this 1137-nucleotide messenger RNA. NCBI's taxonomy places the organism in Eukaryota, Viridiplantae, Streptophyta, Magnoliopsida, Fabales, Fabaceae. The record is from the annotation of a GenBank genome assembly.
AUGAAGAUUUCCUACACCUCAAACGGAUUUCUCCUCUUCACCAUCUUCACUGCAUGCUUAUGUUUAUACUUUGCUAUUCAAAAGAAAAAACCUAACGAAAAUGAAGAUAUCUUAAAUAUAUCUUCAAGAUUGGAGAUCUCAACGAGUAAGUACACCUCCAUAUCGGGUCUUAAACUUGAUAAGCUUCCUAAUCAAGAUGAUGUUAUAGAAUUAUUUCAUGUAUGGAAGAAAGAACAUGGACGAGUCUACAAUGAUCUAGAAGAGAUGUCAGAGAAAUUUGACACUUUUGUUUCAAAUUUGAAGUAUAUCGUAGAGAAUAAUGCAAAGAGAGACUCACCUAAUAGCGCUCUUCUUGGUCUGACCAACUUUGCUGAUUUGAGCUUCACGGAGUUCAAAGAAACAUACAUGCCCUUAAACACUGACGCCAUGGAUAUUGUGAACGAUGAUGAUGUUCAGAACGUAACAUGUAGUGAUCCACCUUCAACCUUGGACUGGAGGUCGAAUGGAGCUGUCACUCCGGUUAAGGAUCAAGGUGAUUGCGGUAGUUGUUGGGCAUUUGCAACUGUAGGAGCCAUUGAAGGAAUAGUGGCAAUAAAGACAGGGAAGCUUAUUAGCCUUUCAGAGCAAGAGCUUCUAGAUUGUGUACCAGAUGGAAGUUGUUCUGAAGGAUAUGUGGACAGCGGAUUCGAAUGGGUAACAGGAAACAAAGGGAUUGCAAGACGAACAUCUUAUCGUUACACGGCUAGCAAGGGUGUUUGCAGAGCCUCCAAGACUAAAAACAGUGCAAAUAGUAGUAUUGAAUCACAUCAGCUCGUGGAGAGUUCUGACCGGGGACUAUUGUGUGCAGUUGCUAAGCAGCCUCUUGUUGUUAGUAUUUAUGCCCGUUCACCAAAAUAUCAUCUUUACACCGGUGGAAUAUUUAAAGGUGAAGAUUGCCCGUUGGAUCCUUGGACUGUAACUCACAGCAUGAUAUUAGUGGGUUAUAAUUCCAAAGAUAAUGAAGAUUAUUGGAUUGUGAAGAACUCACAGGGGACAUCAUGGGGAAUACAGGGUUAUAUGUGGAUCAAAAGAGAUUAUGAUAAACAGUAUGGAGUGUGUGGAAUCAAUAGACAUGUUUAUUUUCCAGUCAAAAAAUAA